Lolium rigidum is the source of this 1506-nucleotide messenger RNA. RefSeq names its product IST1-like protein. Bases 1 to 1431 code for a protein of 476 amino acids. The record is from RefSeq and is a predicted model, not a curated record. The transcript has 8 exons. Gene Ontology annotation, biological process: protein transport. NCBI's taxonomy places the organism in Eukaryota, Viridiplantae, Streptophyta, Magnoliopsida, Poales, Poaceae.
AUGAUGAUGCCCACGGCCGGCGAGUCCAGCUCCCCCGUGCGCGCGCUGCGCCGGAUGGCCGGUGCCCUCCUCGCCGCCGCGCGCCUCCGCGGAUCCUUCAGCGCCUCCAAAUGCAAGACCGAGGCGCGGAUGGCGGCGGCGAGGAUGAAGCUGCUGCGCAACCGCCGCGACGCGCAGCUGCGCAAGAUGCGCGGGGACGUCGCCGCGCUGCUCCGCGACGGCAGGGACGAUACCGCGCGAAUCAGGGUGGAGCAUGUAAUUAGAGAACAGAACACUAUGGCUGCAAAUGAAAUCAUUGAACUCUUCUGUGAGCUGAUUGUUACACGUCUUCCCAUCAUUGCCAAGCAGAAGGAAUGUCCAGCAGACCUGAAAGAAGGUAUCUGCAGUUUGAUAUUUGCAGCUCCAAGGUGUUCCGAACUCCCUGAACUCAGUCGGAUGCGUGACCUUUUUGAGAAGAAGUAUGGGAAAGAUUUCGUAGCUGCUGCAGUUGACUUGCGCCCAAAUGCUGGUGUUAAUAACCUUCUAAUUGAGAAGCUAUCAGUCAAUAAGCCUUCUGGGCAGACUAAGCUGAAAGUUCUCAAGGAUAUUGCAAAGGAGCAUCAAAUCGAUUGGGAUACUACUGAGACUGAGCAGGAUCUUCUCAAACCUCCUGAAGAGCUGAUUCAAGGACCUAGUUCAUUUGUUGAAGCUUCCAAGAUGCCCGUGAAGACUACGUUAUCAGCUAACUUUGCCCAACCCUAUCCAUCGAAUUACAGGUCUGAAUACGCUGAUGAAUAUGAUAAUGGAGGUGCUAUGCAAUUCAAAGAUGCUGCUUCAGCUGCUCGAGCAGCUGCGGAGUCUGCUGCUCAAGCAGCAUCUGCUGCGAAGGCUGCAGCUGAUCUUGUCAAUAAGAACACCCAUUCAUCCGAUGAAUCCACCCAUUCAUCAGAUGACGAUGAAGACUGGAAGACUACUCGUAAUGAAUCUACUCAUUCUAGCAGACGCCAAACAAUGAGCAACACAAGCAGAUCCUCCAGGAAAGAAAAUCUAUCCACCUUUGAUGAACUAAGGCCCCGAGGAAGCACAGGGAAGAGGUUCAGUGGAUCAUACCACACAGAAGAUAAAAACACUGACCUAAUGGAUUUGGAUACCGGGAGGAUGCGCAAAAGGAACAGCACUGGCCGUGCUGCUCGUAAGGUGCACUCGGAGAUAAAGUUUGAUGAUUCAGAGGCAGAGGAUGAAAGUGAUGCUGAGAUACAGUCCCUAGAAAGGCCACCUCCUCGAAGAGAACGUUACCAAGGAAAUGGUCACUCCGAUGAGAAGGAACUAGAUGACGACUUCCCUGAGCCGCCAAAGGCAAACCUUGCUUCCCGUGUUCAUCCAAGCAUGCCGCUGGAUUUCGAGACCCUGACCGCGCGGUUCGAGGCUCUGAGAUCCGGGAAGCUUCCUUAGGGCGUAACCAUGAUGUUACUUCCUUGCUGCGUCUAUAUAAUACCAGAACUUACAUACCAGUAGUAGGUUAUAGUA